AUGGCUGACGAGGCGACGUCGGACUGCUUGUUCGAGCGGCUCCGCUUGCACCAGCAAAGAGCCCCUGACUCCACGGAGGUGGCGAGAGCGAUCACAGCCCGAAUCAACUCUAGGCUGACUUCACAUGAUAAACAUGUACGCCAAUGCACUCUCGAUAAGCUCUGGAACAAACAAACUGGAGCGAUACAAAUGUUACUAUCAAUUUUAGAGAGCUCAAGAGACACGGCUACUUCAACAUAUAUAACUUCCAUUCUACGAGAGGCAAUAUGUUUAAAACAAGGAAAGGGAAAGAAAUGUUCAGUAAAUGAGACAUCAGGUACGAAGAAGAGAGAUAUUAAGAAAACGGGAAAAGAGAAUAUACCGCCUCUAGUUAGAAAGGCGAACAACAUAGCAAGGCAACAGUGCUCUCAACAUUUCAUUGCGCUAAACGGGACACAGGUCAUGAUUCGUACGAUCAUUGCGACGCACGGGAAGCGCGAUGGGAAUGUUGGGACCGAACUGAUGCUGCAGGACCUCGUGUGGAUUCUAGCGGCGUUGUCACCCAAAGAUGCAAAAUUCGCGAUAAAAGUGAGAAUGCUCGGCUGCGUCAGGACGAUGCAUCUCAUCCUCAAAGGACACUUUACAGACAAUAAGCUCAUAUUCCCGCUCCUAGUUAUAAUGAAGCAGCUCGCAAAGAAUCCUGUAACAACAUCUAUUUUGAUUCGGGACGGCGUCAUCACGACAUACGAACGGGUGCUAGUCAGUCUCGGCUUCAUACCGACCGCCAGACUGCGCUUAUGUCUAGACGCUAUUGAUUACUUCAGUAAAAACAAAGUAUGCUGCAUGCAGAUUGUGAAGACAGGCCUCUGUAGCGUUCUACUCCGCGUCUUCGACCGAUGGGAUCGCUACGAGGGACGCAUGCGACUUAAGAUCUGUGCACAUAUUCUGCAAACCCUACAGCACUUGUGCAAUAUCAAAGCGGGUAGGAGAUCGUUAUGUACAAAGAAGCAUGUCCAAACUCUACAUAGGUUCUGUUCCCAAUGUCCGGAUGAGCCAGAGUUUGAUGGUCUGCUGGCUCGAGUGUGCUCCGUGAUCACAUUAUGUCUGAAACACCAAGCACUUCCAGUACCAGUAACAAGUCCAGCGAUAUUUAAUCUAAAUCCCAUUUUGAAAGGUACAAAUACGUCAUGGCCAUGUCACGACGAUGAAGAAGAAGCGGCUAAUUCAGAUUCGAAAACUGUAAACUCAGAUUUAGAUGACGAUGGACCGGAUUUAGACUUAGAAGGCAUAGAUGAGUUUCCAGAUAUUGAAUAUGACGAGAAUGAGUUGAAACCGGAGACGACCGAAGAUUCAACAAAGAGUCAAACCAAAAGUGGGGAUAGCUUACAAAGUGCACUUUGGAUAAAUCCCAAUGAGAGAGAUCUAGAAGACUUAAAAAAGUACUUUAUAUUCUUUAAGGAAUUUGGUUCCUAUAAUAAACAAGUCAAAUUAGUAAAAAGCCGCUCAAACUCUAGAGGCUCCAUUCUUGAAGAUUACCUUAUAUCGCAAACUGCCAAUAAGAACGUUCCUUCUUCCAUAAACUUGUCUUUUGCGGCAAAUCUUGGAAGCCUUGUUGAUUAUGAUAUAACUGGGUCCGCACAAACACCUUCACUUCUGGGUACGGCCGGUUAUCACAGGAUUCAUGAGAGUACAUCCACAACGUCAUGUUCAUCACUGAAAAUCCACAAAGAUAUAUCAAAAUAUACGUCUUUCCCGUCCGUCUACUGUACGAUUUCGUCUAGGGUUAAAAGCAUAAUUCCGUUCGUGAAAGUGGCUUAUCCUGACAUGAUGGGUGGUCAAGGAGCUAAUCAACCGGAACCCUUAAAUAAAAUGGAAAGGACUGCCUGCAGAAAUAAGUUAUUGUCAUGCGUUGAUAGAGCAAUCAAUCCGGAGACAUAUAUGAACGAAGUCGUGUAUGAUUUAGAUGCUCUAUCCACAACGGCUACUGGCAACAACGAUACUACGUCACAAAAAAGUUUCAGUUUAGAUAGUCCCUUUUUGAAUAACGCGGACGAACUGGAAAUUACAAAAGUGAACAGCUUUUCAUCACGGCUCAGUUUUGAAUCGAGAUUCGAAUCUGGAAAUCUUAGGAAAGUUAUUCAGACAGGCCCAAGAGAGUACGAACUGAUCCUGAUGCCAGAUGUAAACUCGACCAAGCGUCAUCAAUGGUUCUACUUCGAAGUGCGGAACAUGCAGCAGGGGCGUCCCUACAUAUUCAACAUCGUGAAUUGCGAGAAAUCUGAUAGCCAGUUCAAUUUUGGCAUGAAGCCUGUUAUGUAUUCCGUGAAGGAGGCAGUACUAGGAAGACCUGGUUGGGUUCGAGCCGGCACAGAUAUUUGCUACUAUCGCAACAGCUACCACUACGCUAAUCAGAAGAGCCAUAACAAGUGCUACCUCACAGUCACCUUCAACAUUGAGUUUCCUCAUACAAAUGACGUCUGCUAUCUCGCCUAUCAUUUUCCGUUCACAUACUCUAUGAUGCUGACUCGAAUCUGGCAUUGGAGCACUCUCCUUCCAGCGAACGCGUACCUUCGAGUGGAACCACUCUGUUAUUCGUUAAAUAGCAACGAAGUUCCCGUUCUCACUAUAUCAGCUGAGGAUACACCUUCGAAUCCAAUUGUGGACCGUGAAAUAGUAUUCCUUACUGCGCGUGUCCACCCUGGGGAAAGCAAUGCCUCGUGGGUGAUGGACGGCACUUUGGGAUACCUUUUGGCGGAUACGGCCCCCGCGGCCGCGUUAAGGGCCAAAUAUGUAUUCAAAAUUGUGCCCAUGCUUAACGUGGAGGGCGUUAUCAACGGGUGGUAA
Leptosia nina is the source of this 2823-nucleotide messenger RNA. Lineage: Eukaryota; Metazoa; Arthropoda; Insecta; Lepidoptera; Pieridae. The record is from the annotation of a GenBank genome assembly.